Messenger RNA from Myotis myotis, 5477 nucleotides. It is a transcript of the gene ZNF24, whose product is annotated as zinc finger protein 24. The transcript has 4 exons. Gene Ontology annotation, molecular function: DNA-binding transcription factor activity, RNA polymerase II-specific; RNA polymerase II cis-regulatory region sequence-specific DNA binding. Lineage: Eukaryota; Metazoa; Chordata; Mammalia; Chiroptera; Vespertilionidae. The record is from RefSeq and is a predicted model, not a curated record. The coding region runs from base 200 to 982 and encodes 260 amino acids. Gene Ontology annotation, biological process: regulation of transcription by RNA polymerase II.
CCUCCCGGGCCGCAGACAGGAAGCCGUCCGCGCCGGGGGCUUCUGGGAAACGGCUGAGAGCGGCGUCUCUGCGUCGGCCGCGGACAGCGAAGCCGCUGCGGUGCCCGAGCCCCAGGAUUGCCUGUGGAGAACCGAGGUAUCUCCCCAGGCCUGUAUUCUGCCUGCCUCGAUUGUCUCUUGGUGAAGCAUUAAAAUCAGGAUGUCUACGCAGUCAGGGGAAGAAGAUUCCAUACUUAUCAUCCCGACUCCAGAAGAGGAGGAAAAAAUCCUGAGAGUGAAGUUGGAGGAGGGUCCUGAUGGUGAAGAGGGAUCGAGCAUCCCCUGGAGCCGUCUCCCCGACCCCGAGGUCUUCCGACAGCGGUUCCGGAAGUUCGGGUACCAGGACUCCCCAGGGCCCCGCGAGGCCGUCAGCCAGCUUCGAGAACUUUGCCGCCUGUGGCUCAGGCCCGAGACGCACACGAAGGAACAAAUCCUGGAGCUGGUCGUGCUGGAGCAGUUUGUGGCCAUCCUCCCCAAGGAGCUGCAGACGUGGGUUCGCGAGCAUCACCCCGAGAAUGGAGAGGAGGCAGUGGCGGUGCUGGAGGAUUUAGAGAGUGAACUGGAUGACCCCGGACAGUCGGUUUCUCUCUGCCGGCGGAAGCGGGAGGUGCUGGUAGAGGAGAUUGCAUCUCAAGAAGAAGCGCAGGGCUUACCGAGUUCGGAGCUCGAUGCUGUGGAAAACCAGCUCAAGUGGGCGUCCUGGGAGCUCCACUCCCUCAGGCACUGCGAAUUUUCUUUUGUAGACAGACACAUUAGGUUUGUGUUGAUCAUGGAAUCUUCUUUGCAAGGAUACAUUCCCUUCCCUUCUACAUUAAAGGGCAACAUAGGGAUUAUGAAGUCUGAAAACCGAAACCAUCUUUUCAAAAUUUACUCUUCUGUUUUUUGGGUUUUUUUUUUAACCCAAUUUGGAUAUGCAUUUCAGAAAAUAGAAGAUAAAAGAUGACUAAAGCUUCAAAGUAAAAUUAGAAGUGAUGGUGAUAAAACAUCAAAAAGUGAAUGGGACGCCUAGAUUGGGAAAGAUGUAAAAAUGUUUGGAUCCCAAGAAUUGAAGUGUAUCAAAAAUUUAUCUAGAUAUAAUUAUCUGCCUGUAGGAAAAUAAAAAUGCUGCAUCCUGUCUGUAACUUGGAGGCAUCCCACUAGUGAAAAUAAUGUUCUCUGUAUCAUUAGAAAGUGAACAGUCUAAACAAGAAUCAUAAACUAUGAAAGUAGAAAAAACACUAGAGAAUUUGCAGUCAAUGACAGUGUUGAAGGGCAAAUGUGAAGGUAAUAGUCCAUCUUGGCUUUGAGAAGAUCCAAUUCUUUAUUAUUUUGCCUUCGUUUUUGUUAAGGAUAGAAAAAAUCCCUGACCAGGUGGGUAACAAGUAUCAGGUUUGUUAUUUUAUUUUAGUUCUUUGGUAAAAAAGGGUUGAACACCAGGCUAACAAAGCAGCCACGCAUUCAUUCAUUCAGCAUUUUCUACCGACAAGGCACUGUGCUGGGUACUGUAGCCCUACCAUCAGUAGGUAGGUGAUUCUUCCACUGUAUAUUAUCGGGGAACUGGUACAAAGCGGUUUCUUGUGAGUUAUCCUCUGGCCCCCUUCUGAGCAGUCCUGGGGGAGCCAUAGUUCUCUUACCAGGGUGCUGUAUUUGGGGGAAAGGAAGACAGCUCAAACUGCUAAUCCUAACCGUCUCUCCAGCAUUCCUCAGAGGUGAGUUUAAAAUUCUAUCACAGUUUGGAGGUUUUAUAAAACUAAUCAAUCUCUAUUAGCAUUGAGGUUGUACUUACAUGUUAAGUUGAAUGGAUUGUUCUAUUUAAAAAGUAAACGACUAGGUUAUUAACAACUAGUUUAUUAACUAUCAGAAUUGAUUGAACUAUUUUUUAACAAUUUUAAGUCUUAACACAUUUUUAUAAAUGUAUGAAAGUAAUGCAUUGCAGUAGUAAGGUUAUAUACUCCUUGGCUGAGAAUCUGAAGUACUGUGGUUCUGUUCAGUGGAAAACUCUGGAAGUUAAAAUACAGAAAAUGAGAAAAGGCUUUCUUAUAGUGGGCAUCAUUGUGUGGAAAAUGACCCAUUUGAAUAAAUAUUUCAUAGUUCCAGAGAUUUUGGUUACAGCUGGUGCUUGGAUUAAAUUUUAAAAAUGGAAGGUGAAGUUUGCAUGAGCCUAUUAAAAAGCAUAGUAAUACACGCAAGGCCAGCUGGUGGAGAAGCGAGGCAGAAUGGGGCUUGUUUAUGGGUUUUCUGAUAAUUAAUAAGAAAUGUGCUUUAUAGAUUAAGGUUUAUUGAACUAUAAAUAUGUAGUAAUGAUAUAAUGUAUUUUAAAUUAUACAUGAAAAUGUAGGGACUUUUGUUUGGGUCUUUUUUUCUGUAGCUGAGAGGAAACAUGUCAAUGUCCAAUAAAGGUAUAGACUCCUCUGCUCUAAGAUGCAAUGAUCUUGAGUUGAUUGAUUGAUUGAUUGAUAACUGGUUUCUUUCUAAGUAGGCUUUGAGGUGGCAUAUUUGGAAUUCUGCUAGGAUGACAGGAUUCUUAAUAUCAGAGUAGGUAAGAAGGGGUCAAGCUCUCAGUGGUUGACAUUUCAUGCUUUUUUCGAUUUUAUAUCUUUUCUGUAUACCAAGAAGCUUCAGUGUGGUAGAUUUGUCUUAAAGGCCAAAGAUGUUUGGUAUAACGUGAGAGCUUAGACAGAGUAGUGUUAGAGUUGGCAAAGAAGUGUUUGUCUUGCCAGCUCAUAGCCAUGGGUUGUUUAGAAAACAUUCUGAGGCUAUGGCAGGGCUCAGUGGGGAAAUGGCUGGAUCCAAAAAGACUGGGUGAUGGUCCACAGGAAAAGAAAGUGGUUGGUGUACUUGCUGUUUCUGAUUAGGUUAUAUCCCCAGUGGAUAAAUCGACCUAAAAUAACUAUUCAGUGAUUUAUGAUUUCAUCUAUACAUGUAUCUAUACCCACACAGAUAAUCAGCAAUGCUGGGGGCUGCGCAGCCUCUGAUGAAAUGGUGGUCUGGCAGUUGUCAAGCAGUGGCAACUUUUGGUUAGCAAACAAGCAGUCAGUGUUAAUGGCAUGCAGACUGCGGAUACCUACCUAAUAGCCACUGAGCAUUUGCUCAUUACUGGUAAAUUCUGGGUUUCUUGGAGGUUAAGCUCCUUACAUUCACACCCAGUUGGCACUUGAUCAUUUAGCAGUAUGUCUACCGCAUUAAUGUAGGUUGAAGGGAGAAUUAUAUGUAUUGAAAUAAUCUGCAUGCCAGGCAUCGGAUUAGACCCUCCUUGUCGCACUUAGAUUUGUAGAUUAAACAGCAGGAUUCAGAGAUCACGUGACUCGCAUGUGGCCAAGUAGAGCUAACACUCAAAUCUAGUUCUGUGAACUCCACAGACAUCAAUUUUUCCACAAUGCCAUGAGCAGUGGCUGUUAAACCUUGAUUUUAGAUUUUAUCUUUUAUGGUUCAGAGGUUUUUAUCUUUUAUAGUUAACAAAUAUGAAAACUAUUAAAUUCACUCAUUAAGAUUUUUUAUAGUACAGAAUAUGAAGUGAAAAAGAACAUUCUUUCUCAUAGUCUUACUCAGAAGUAAUAAUUACUUGGUCUGUUAUUCUUCCAGACUUAGGCAUAUACAAGUUUAAGCAAAAAUGUGUUAAUAGCCGACACUUGUGGUUCCUAUAAAGGCACUGUUUUGAAGUGCUUUACCAUGGAUUAACUCUUAAUCCUCACAGCAACCAUAUGAGGAAGGUACAUAUCUCCAUUUUACAUGUACUGCUCUGAAAUUUGUCUCCCCUCCUUCCCAAUUUGAUAUAGGCAUUGUUUUUCAUGGCUACAAAUACUGUUCCAUUGCAUGAAUAUACUGUUAUUUAUUUAAUCAACCCCUGGAUAAUUUCGUUGUUUUUUUUUAAAUUAUUAUACAUAAAGGUGUGGUUAAGAUCCUUGUACAUAUAUUUUGCUGCUUGUGUGGGUAUUUCUGUAGGAUAAAUACAAGUGGAUUUUUUGGGUCAGAGAAUGUGCACAUUCAGCAUUUUAAGAGAUGCCACCCAAAAGAUUACCAAUUUACAGCAGUUUACAACUCCUCAAUGAUAAGAGUGCCUGUGGGCACCCACACCAAUCUGAUAGGCAAAAUGUAUUUCCUUCCUUUGAUAAUUAAUGAGGAACAUUUCUUCUUAUGUUUAUUGGCCAUUUGCAUUUCCUGUUAUGAAUUGUGUUUGCCCAUGUUUCUUUUUUUUAAAAUUAUAAAAGUAUAAAUGACUACUAGCUCAAUGUAUAAAGCAUAAAUGAUACAGGUAUAAGAACAAAGACUUUCUCCAGCACUUCAAUCACAUUCCACUUCCCAGAGUUUAGUAUACAUCUGUCUAGUCCCCUUUCCAUACAUCUCCAUUUGAAUGUACAUAAGCAUAUAAAAGCUAUUUUUACAUAAACAGGAUCAUAUAUGUACUGUUCUAUAGCUUGCCUUUUUUUUGGUCUCAAAAAACCUAUUCCUGAGGUCUUUAAAUUUCUUUAAUAGGAUUCAAUAUUAUGAAAAUACCAUGACUGAAGGUAUUUUUUUCUCCUGCUCUUACAUUGCCAAAGUAAAUGUUUUCUCAUAUAUCUUUGUGCAUGUGUGUGAAUAUUCCUUUAGGAUGGCGUUGUCUAAGGUGGAUUAUUACAUCAGCGGUGCACUCCCCGAUAGGCUCACCUUAGCCUUCCUAAAGGCCUUCAUAACGUUAUAUUUUACCAACUGUAGGGAAAAUGCUCAUUUCCCCAUAUGGCCUUACCUGCACUUAUUUUAUCUGAACAACAACAACAAAAAAUCCUUAAUUACAUUUCCCUGAUUAAUGAUAAGGUUGAGGUUAUUUUGAUGUUUAUUGGCCAUGGAUUGUUUGUUCACAUCUGCUACCUGCUUUCCAGCUGGGUUAUGUGUGGGUGUAUGUUGUCUUUGUUCGUACAGCAUCUCUUUUCCGUCUUCUGGUAACAGAGCCCUUAUUUAUUGCGGGGAACCCAUUCCCUAUGGCUUAGCUGAACACAUGACCAGGUCUGGCCUCCCUGAGUUCUGCAGCUCCUUACCGUAGCCACAGUGAUGAAAGCAUAGGCGUGUCACUCAAGCCAGGCUACAGAGAGCUCUCAGCAAACUGCAGAAACGAUUGGCAACACGGCUCACGGAGAUCCCAGGAACUAAGGACUGUGUGUGUACCAUGUGGGGAGAGCGAGGAGAAGCUCAGAGGCUAGCAGAAAGGACAGAGAACUGAGUUCUGAUGUCAUUUUUCUGGAGGCCCUCGAUCCAGCUGUGCCUAAAGCCUGCCCUACCUCCGGACUUUAACGUUUUGUGAGCCAAUAAAGUCCCUUUCCUGUUUAAGAUAAUUGAAUUGGGUUUCUGUCCUGAUUAAUAUAGGUUAUUUGUAUUUUCUUAUUGAUUUGUAGAAACCGCUGUAAUUUUAAAUUCUAGACUUACACUUUAUGCACUAUAUAGGUGAAUAAAAUUAGCAUGGCCUUCCAUGAUUUGGCCUCUGUCAA